AUGUCUUUCUCAACGCAUCGUACUAUUCCACCCCCACCUCAGAAACAAGGCGAGAAGAGCACCACGUUCCGAUCGCCGCCCAUCGAUGGAUCGUUUACCUUGCAACAGAUGUAUGACUGGCAUCUGGUUAACUCUGUCAAUCACCGUAUCUUCAUCUAUGCGCGCGACGAUGGGAGUAUUAGGACGAUAUGCUGGCCUGAGGCAAUUGCGGCCAUUUAUACUGGUGCUCGUCUAAUGAAAUGCCGCAUUCCUGUGAGGCACAAGCCUCCGGUAGUAGCUAUCUUGUCGAUGUCCGAUACGAUCACCUACUUCACCACUAUGAUGAGUCUGCUACGUGCAAACUUUAUCUUUUUUCCUAUAUCCCCCCGCAAUUCAGCACUUGCUGUUGCCCAUCUCCUUCACAAGGUUGGAGUACAACACGUUCUGGUCGGUAGAGAUGUGUCCAUGCAGGAUCUCGCUCGGGCUUCGCUCAAUAUUUUGAAGUCUCAAUACUCGUAUUCGUCAGAUGACCUUCCAGAUCUCUCUCCUGUUCCCGUCUUCGAGGAACUCUUCCUACAUCAUUGGCGAGAGUGUUCUACGGCAUAUCCGAAGCCGAUUCCUUGGAGUGGACAUCGCGUAGUGCAGCUGUGUCUCAUACCCUGGUUCGGUGGCAGAGACCUCUGUAAUGUUGUUUUCUCUUUGCAUGUCAUGCCAAUGUAUCACGGAAUGGGGGUCUUGCAGCUGUUCUGGACGGCUUCGUCCGGAUUGGUAGUGAGCGCUUUCGAGCCAAAGUCUCCCGCCCUGCUUCCCACGCCAGAUAACCUGUUCGUGUCAGCGCGAGCAGCACAGAGUGAUGUUAUUUUUUGCGUGCCGUCCUUCAUCGAGGUGAAUUGCUGCGUCGUGCUCUAUCAUCCAUACCUCAUGAUACAAUGCUCAGGCCUGGUCCCGACGCCCCGAAUAUCUCAAGUAGGUUACGAUUGGGACUACUUUAAAUUUCCCCAGUUAGUGACACCGGAGAUGGUGCCCAGUGGAAAUGAUUCAUAUGAACUCGUCAUGGUGGAAAACGAAUUCUUCAAACCCAGUGUUAUAAAUACCAAGGUCGAUGGGAAGGACGCGUAUGCAACUUCGGAUCUCUUCAUUCCUCAUCCGACGAAGGCUGGAUUUUGGAAAAUAUUUGGUCGCACCGACGAUCAAAUCAUGCAUAACACAGGAGAGAAGAAUAUGCUCAAUCAGGACCCUCAUGUCAUGGCUUCAGUCUUUUUCGGCCGGGGAAUGUUCCAGGCGGGCGUCCUCAUUGAACCCAAGACUCAGUUCGCCUUCGAUCCUGAGGACGAGAGCAAGCUCGCUGAAUUCAGAAAUAAGAUAUGGCUCACAGUGGAGAGGAUCAAUAGGUUUGCGCCACAGCAUUCUCGUUUGUUCAAAGAGAUGAUUCUCGUGGCCAAGCCCAGAAAGCCGUUCACGUACACCGCUAAAAAUACUGCACGACGACAAGCGAUAUUAGAUGACUACAGCGAAGAAAUUACAGCGGUGUACAAAACCGUGGAAGAAAGUACCCAAGCCAACAUUCCCCCGCCUUUGGAGUGGGACGACAUAUCUACAAAGGAGUUCGUUCGUACUGUCGUCUUUCAAGUUCUUUCCCAUUCUAUUUCUGAAGAUGAUGAUCUAUUCCAACAUGGCUGCGACAGGCUAGCAACAUGGAUCCGAAAUACUCUGCUUCGUGCGUUGCGUGACACGGCCGAAUUUGAUACGCGUCGAACGACAGACAAUUUCGUAUAUUCUCACCCAAGCAUCUCUCAGCUGGCGACGUUCUUGCAUUCGAUCGCUCAAGGAACCCACGUAUCCAGUGUUAGUUUAGGUUCUAGGGUGGAUGACAUGCGCACCAUGGUGUCAAAGUAUUCAAAGGACUUCCUGGUCACGUCAGAGAAGCAGCCUGACCCCCUAAUCCUGGAAACUGGGAAAGUCAUACUUCUAACAGGAACAACUGGAGCGCUUGGGUGUCACAUCUUAGCGAGCCUCGUUUUGGACCAGACUGUCGGGCACAUAUACGCUGUGAACAGACCGGGAAAGAUAUCUCGAGCCUUAAUCAACCACGGGAUAGAUAUCAACAUGGAAAAGGUUACCAUGUUAGAGGUUGAUCUGUCGUCCAAAUCCCAAGUUUUCCCCCACGAGGUCAGAAGCUCCGUAACGCAUAUUAUCCACAAUGCGUGGCGCGUAGAUUUCAAUCUAGGAUUAUCUUCAUUCGAAUCUAACAUUCGAGGCCUGCGUAACUUGAUCGAAGUAGCCCUGGCCUCGCAAGCCCGACUCAUUUACACAAGCUCUAUUGGUGUUUUCCAGAACGCCGGAGAAGAUCACCCACUGGCUGAAACCCAUGUUGAUCCUUACAUCGCGCAGGGAACGGGUUACAGCGAGUCCAAAUGGGUUUCGGAGGAAUUGUUACGCCUAGUCCCGGGUUUACGUUACCUUAUCGUUCGCGUCGGCCAACUCGCAGGUGGACCCAAGGGAACAUGGAACCCGAAAGAAUGGGUUCCGUCCAUGAUCCAAAGCUCCACGGUGCUUGGCUUUCUGCCGGACGAUGAACAGCUUAUCUCAUGGCUUCCGGUGCACGUAGCGGCUCAGACCAUCACAAACAAUAUCGAUGUCUCUUCCCCUAUCAUGCAUCUAGUUCAUCCAAACCCUGUCCCGUGGGCUAUUAUCGCUCGCAUCAUUUCGCGCGAGCUGAAUGUGAACCUGGUGUCUUACACGCAUUGGCUAGAGGCCUUGGAAAACCUGGCUCUUGAAUCGACAUCGUUGCCAGCAACACGUCUACUUCCACACUACAGGCGCAGUGCACAGGCGCUCGGAUGGAAAAACCGGGAGGCAUUCGGGCUACCUCAUCUCGUACCGGGUUCAUACAAGGGGAAAGAUACACCGCCAUUUGACGAGGAUGAAGUUGGGAACUGGUUACGGUACUGGCGUGGUGAAAACAUGUUCUAG
This is a messenger RNA of Desarmillaria tabescens, 2952 nucleotides long. RefSeq lists its product as uncharacterized. The record is from RefSeq and is a predicted model, not a curated record. Bases 1 to 2952 code for a protein of 983 amino acids. Lineage: Eukaryota; Fungi; Basidiomycota; Agaricomycetes; Agaricales; Physalacriaceae. The transcript has 16 exons.